Rhinocladiella mackenziei CBS 650.93 is the source of this 2643-nucleotide messenger RNA. RefSeq lists its product as uncharacterized. The transcript has 2 exons. Gene Ontology annotation, molecular function: ATP binding; protein serine/threonine kinase activity. Bases 1 to 2643 code for a protein of 880 amino acids. Lineage: Eukaryota; Fungi; Ascomycota; Eurotiomycetes; Chaetothyriales; Herpotrichiellaceae. The record is from RefSeq and is a predicted model, not a curated record. Gene Ontology annotation, biological process: protein phosphorylation.
AUGACCCUCACUGACCCACUGAAUAGCAGUGCGAAACAUGAAAACCGAGAUGACCUCCAUGAUCAAAUCGGAUCAAAUUCGCCGACGCCGUCGGGGGUCGAGACCCCUCGACCAGACCUCCACGACAAACGUUUGCCAGGUAUAAUGCACAGCUAUUUUGGCCAGGUGGGUAGAGAUCCUUCUCAAAGUACACCGUCACGGUCAUCUCAAGCUGCCACGAGCGCUGAAGCAAAUGAACAAUCUGCACCUUUUUCUCUCCAACAUGGAAAAGAAACGGAGAACCGCCGGGUGUCUUCUGCCUCGUUGGGGUCGAUGGUGAUGGUGGAACGGGAACAAGACUCCGUUUCUACACCACCGCCAGAAGGGCCUCAUCCAGAGUCUUCGCAGUCGGCCACAGAGACUGACACCUCUCGAUUGCCACCCACACCAAUCUCGUCCGCCGCAUCAGUGGUGCAUCGGGAUGGCGAGGUCGCCGAGAAUGGCGGUUCCGUGAUAGACGGUGGCAUAGCCUCCAUCACGCAGGCUUUGAGAAAUUUUGUCCUUCCCAAGACUGCCUUCGGGAUGAAAGAGCGCCGUCACCAGUCCCUACCUGUUUCUAGUGUUACCAAAAGCACCGUCUCUGCGGCGCACAUUUCCAACCCCGCAUCAUCCACACACUCUUCGCGACCACAGAGCCCUCAAUCUCCAUCUCCAAGUUCUGCUAAGCCACCGUCGUCUCAAAAUUUACAGGAAACAAAUGAGCUAACUUCAGACGUGGCCGCUGGGCCGCGUGACAAGAGCACCCCGCCUCACACCCCUCGAGCCCUAUCCCAAGAAGACCGACGGAACGAUGCUCGGUCACCCCUGUCCAGCACCAGCACCACGGUCGGCGACGUGAGCGCCGAAACUGAAAAACAACAGUUAUCCAAGGAUCAAAUACCCACGAAUACACCUCGAGGCAAGCUUUCCAUCAAGAUUGCCGAAGGACGCAACCUGAAGCCUUCAUAUGAUCCUUAUGUUGUCUGUCAGUUCGAAUGGAACGAGUAUGUUUCCAAGGGACCGAGACAGGACAAAAUGGACGUGGAUGAGGAUGACCGGAAAGGACCAGUGGCGGCAUUACAAUCCAUCCCCAUUCGGAGAACUGACAGUGACAUGGGCAAGCCGAUGGCUAUUCCCAUGCGGAGUCGCCAAAGCAGUACGAAUGGCGCCAGUGAGGAUCGGGGACUCACGAAAGUGACCGAUCCUCAAUGGAAUCACGAAGCCAUGUUUGAUGUCAUCAGCCAACAGUCCGAACUCGACGUCACCGUCUAUGAUCGUCAUUCUGAAUCAUUCCUGGGCCAUGUCCGGCUGUGCUUGAAUCUCACAGAACAGCAUCCGACCUUGGAGGGCUUCUUCAAACUCGAGCCGCGGAGCGUGGAGGACCAUGACAUUUCCGGCGAAAUUCAUAUCCGGUUGCAUUUCUCCAAAGUAGACAAGAAGCACUUUGGGCCCAAUGAUUUCCAGAUCCUCAAAUUGAUCGGCAAGGGAACCUUCGGUCAAGUUUAUCAAGUCCGGAAGAAAGACACUCAGCGGAUCUACGCCAUGAAAGUUCUAUCAAAGAAGGUGAUUAUUCAGAAAAAGGAGAUUCAGCACACCAUUGGAGAGCGAAAUAUUCUGGUCCGGACGGCGACGACGGAGUCGCCCUUUAUAGUGGGACUCAAGUUCUCAUUCCAGACCCCGACGGAUCUUUACUUGGUAACAGAUUUCAUGUCCGGAGGCGAACUGUUCUGGCAUCUUCAAAAAGAAGGCAGAUUUAAGGAAGACCGGGCCAAAUUCUACAUUGCCGAACUCAUCCUGGCACUGAAACACCUUCAUGACCACAACAUCGUCUACCGAGAUCUCAAGCCCGAGAAUAUCCUGCUGGAUGCCAAUGGCCAUAUUGCGUUGUGUGAUUUUGGUUUGUCGAAAGCCAAUUUGACUCAAGAUGACACAACCAACACCUUCUGUGGCACCACGGAAUAUCUAGCUCCUGAGGUCCUCCUCGAUGAGCAAGGUUACACCAAGAUGGUCGACUUCUGGUCACUGGGUGUCUUGGUGUUUGAGAUGUGCUGUGGCUGGAGUCCAUUCUAUGCGGAAGACACCCAACAAAUGUACAAAAAUAUUGCAUUCGGCAAGGUGCGCUUCCCGAGAGAUGCGCUGAGCACCGAGGGUCGGAAUUUUGUCAAAGGACUACUGAACCGCAACCCCAAGCAUCGACUAGGUGCCAACGGUGAUGCGGACGAGUUGAUUCAUCACCCCUUCUUCGCCGAUAUCGACUGGGAUGCUCUCGGCAAGAAAAACCUCGUUCCUCCAUUCAAACCCAAGCUGUCCUCCGUGGCCGACACGUCUAAUUUUGAUCCGGAAUUUACCAAUGCUCUCAACACCUCAUCUUCCUUAAACGCUCGAGCGGCCGCAUUGGCUGCUGGUGCGGCUCCCGCCUCAACCCCCCUAUCACCUACCAUGCAGAACGCCUUCCAAGGCUUCACCUUCGUCGACGAAAGCACAAUGGAAGAACGUUUCGGCGGGUCCCGAGACGCCGAGGACGAUCGAGCCGACGAAAGCCAUCUCUCUCGAUCACGAACCCAAGAACACCGGAUGAGUGGUGUACAACGCACGGGUGACGAUGGAUUCUUCUUUGAGGAGUGA